AUGUUCUUCAAAUUCUUAUUGAGGUUGAUGGGGAGUUGGGUUGCUCCCCCAUUGCCAAUUGAUUCUUGGGUGGAACCUCAACUUCCUUCAGAUCUGCCCCCUAUGACCACUCAACCAGACUCUUCUUCUCCUUCUUCUUCUUCUUUCACUCAUGGUUCAUCAUGGAAAUAUGAUGUGUUUUUGAGUUUUAGAGGCGAGGAUACACGCACCAAUUUUACAGAUCAUUUGUACAAGGCCUUGUGUGAUAAGGGCAUCUACACCUUCAUUGAUCGAGAGCUUGUAAGAGGAGAAGAAAUAUCGCCAGCCCUUGUCGAAGCAAUUGAAGAAUCAAGAAUUUCUCUCAUUGUAUUCUCUGAAAAAUAUGCAUCUUCGAGGUGGUGCUUGGAUGAACUUGUUAAGAUCCUUCAAUGUAAAGAAUCAAAGCAACAAAUAGUUUUGCCCAUUUUUUACAAGGUGGAUCCCUCAGAUGUACGACACCAAAUAAGUAGUUAUGGUGAUGCAUUUGUUCACCAUGAACGCAAAUUCAAGGAUGACAAGGAGAAAGUGCUCAAAUGGAGGAGAGCUCUUAAGGAAGUAGCAAAUUUGUCUGGAUGGCAUUUCGAGGAGGGAGCACAAUCCAACCGGGGGAUUGUUGGCUGGUACGCAGGAUUUUCGAACCAGAACCCGCGUCCAGGGAUGAGUAGUCCAACCGGGGGACGGAACUCCAUAGCUCACACGCCGGCACUGCCAACGCCACGUGUAGCUCACAAAUCUCAUAUCAAGUCCUACGCGCGCAGACAGUAUCAUCCCCACACCGGCACUGCCAACGCCAUGUGUGAUGAUACUAAGCAAUAUACAUACUCUUCCCAUACACCGGCACUGCCAACGCCAUGUAUGGGACCAACAAUCUCAUGA
Molecule: messenger RNA, 894 nt
Organism: Prunus armeniaca (apricot)
Lineage: Eukaryota; Viridiplantae; Streptophyta; Magnoliopsida; Rosales; Rosaceae
Source: the annotation of a GenBank genome assembly